AUGACACAGAUGCUUCCUCGGCUGAACUUGGACAUCCUCGUCAACGUCAUAAACGUGAUAGAAAAUCCUUGCCAGAUCGUCAGAUCGUUCAUGUACCUCAACCGUUAUUUCUACCACGAGGGUGCCAAGGUUGCUCUUCAACGCCCCAUUAUGCUUGACGGGCUAGAUGAACUGGAGCUCUUCCUACGCUUCGUCAAAGCCGAGAAGUGGACACGCUGUCGUUACCUCCGCCAUCUUUGCUAUGCGGUCGACGAAUCCGAUAGAUGCGGAAACAUAUACGUACCUCUCGUCGCUAAAUUCAUCACCCGUUGCACCAAACUCGAGACCCUCAGACUCGGAAGUGGAGGAGCCCUCUUCUUUGACAACAAGGUCUGGGACGCCUGCGCUAUGCUCUCCUCCCUGCGAAAUCUGGAUAUCUAUGUAUACUCCAGCUUAUGCGUUUCCGAGCUACUCCAGGGGCUCAAAUCUACUCUUUCAAACGUCCGUCUUCGGAUAGAAGAGGCACACGAGGAAUUCCAGCUCGACCUCGACGACGAUCCGACUCUCAACCGCUUACACCCCAUCACGCUCUUCGCCAACCACCGCGACACCCUCGAGUCGCUCAUCUGCGAGCAGUGGUAUGGGGCCGAGCUCAUGCCCACCGCCUCCCAUGUCUACCCCAAACUGCUCCGUCUCGCCAUCGACUAUGUCAUCGUCCGCGACGUCGCACGCCUGGUCCGCGCGUAUCCCAACCUGCGGUACCUCCGUUCCAGCACAGCCCGCAGGCACGACAUCGUCGGCGAUGAAGAGAAGCGCCAGAUCCGCGGCGAGAAUCUCAACAGCCAGACUGGCGCCGGCAGGACGUCGUGGCCGUGUUUGCAGGCCUUCUCAGGCGGCAUCGACGAGCUUUACAUACUCGGUCUCCCUGGACGCAUCCGGCGCAUCGAGUUCCAGACAGUCAGAGCAGGGUGCGUCCUCGAAGGCAACGCGCUCCGGAACGAGAUGCUCGAGGAAGUCCUGGCGCACGCCCAGCCGGAACAUCUCCGGCUCGAAUGCAACGACGUGCUCCUCGGGGACGCCCGGUCGGGCCUCAUCGCCGCCCUGCGCGGGGCCGGUGGGGAGAGCCUCCGCUCGCUCUACGUCGAGGCCCGCCUCGUGUCUGAGGACUGCGACUACCACCAAAUCUUCACGGAGCUUGCAACCUCGCUGCACAGCACCCGCUUGGCGGUCCUCGACCUCGACGUGCGCCUUGGGAAGACGGACCAUGUGCUCCCCGUCAACCCUAUCUCGUCAUCGGAAGACGAGUCGUGGUCUGACGGAGAAAGAGAGCGGCGAAAACGCAUCCACGAACUGCGGCGACGCUCGCCCCCGCCUCCACCAUCGACCGACGCUGAAGAAUCGACGACGCGCAUCGAUCCCGACGAGUACCUGCGCGACCUCUGGGAGACCAUGCCGACUCUGGACGAAGCCGUGAUGCGGAUCCAGAACCCACGGCGCGGGAGGCACAACAUGGGGUUCAGGAAGGCGACGGUGUUGAGGGGCACGGCACGGCGGGAGGACUGGCCGAAUGAAUGGGCCACGAUUCCGAGUGUGCCCAACUGGCGUUGGGGCUGGUAG
Messenger RNA from Epithele typhae, 1596 nucleotides. RefSeq lists its product as uncharacterized. The record is from RefSeq and is a predicted model, not a curated record. Bases 1 to 1596 code for a protein of 531 amino acids. NCBI's taxonomy places the organism in Eukaryota, Fungi, Basidiomycota, Agaricomycetes, Polyporales, Epitheliaceae. The transcript is spliced from 2 exons.